UCAGUAGAAACGCCUCAGAACAAGGAAGGAAGGAAGGAAGGAAGGGUGUUGGCGCAUUAUCGCAGUGUGGCGAGCUAAACACACGACGUUUUUGUGGUUAUGAAGGUCGAUAUUCUUCCUCUCGUGUGUUGAUCUGUGAACAUGGAGAAACUGACCUGGUGUUGGCUGCUGUUGGCGGCGCUGAACUCCGCUCUCGCCCAGAACACCCCGAAAUACUUCACGGAUGGCGGGGAGCUAACGUUGGAUCUGAGGCCUCGUCCUCCUGAACCUCUCGGAGACGUCCUGUGGAAGAUUAACGGUAACCUGGUAGCUGACUGGGUCAAAGAUAAAAUUCCUCUGACUUAUUACAGAAACUUUAAAGGCCGCACAACCCUGGAUAUAACCACUGGACGUUUGGUAAUCAACAACAUGACUGAAGCUGACAUGGGUGUGUAUUCAGCUGAAGUCAACCGCAAGGUCCAGAAUGAGCGCUAUAACGCUGUAUUGAUCCAAGAAGUCCCCCAGCCUGAGGUAGAGCCGAGACCGUUGACAUGUUCCCCCGCUUCGGACAGUUGUACGCUGAGCUGUGAAGCGGCCAUCACAGAGCCAGCUGGACCCGUCACCUACAGCUGGAAGGAGGGAGACGGAGAGUGGAAGGGGUCGGGAAAGGACUUGAACAUCACCAAGAAUGGGACAUUAGAUGUGGAGACCUUCACCUGCCGGAUACAGAACCCAGUCAGUGAGAGAGACAGUGAACCCAAAAGAAACCCGCUCUUAGGGGAGGGGCCAGGAAGCUCUGGAGUUGGGGGGAUUGUGGGUGGCAUCUUUGGGGUUCUCAUUGUGAUUGUGGCUGUGGCUGUGGCUGUAGGGUUAUGGCAUUUCAAGAAAGGCCCCUUCAAGAAUCGAGGCGGCACUAACACUGGUGCUACAGGUAAAAAUGGAGAGCUACCAAAACCUGAUACUUCUGUUAAGGACAAGGACAAGACAGAGGCAGAACCACUUAAAGAGGCAGAACCACUUAAAGAGGCAGAACCACUUAAAGAGGCAGAACCACUUAAUGAGACCUCGAAUCCAGACGGCGAAGAUAUGGUUUGAAGUGUGAACUGACUCAUGGAAAUAUGAUCUCAUACAUCCUCGGAUUGCUUUUGCUGGCUGCACACAUUUUGCGUGUGUGUGUGUUUUUAGCAUUCAUCAUCGAUUGUUACUUGAUGCAGAGACGUUAACAGACUGGCUUCCCAAAACAGUAAAGUCUUGGUUGAGAAGAGCAUGAAAACAUCAUUAUUAUAGCUUCUUGUUGUACAACAGGUGUGUGUGUG
This is a messenger RNA of Sander lucioperca (pikeperch), 1295 nucleotides long. RefSeq names its product T-lymphocyte surface antigen Ly-9-like. The transcript has a single exon. The record is from RefSeq and is a predicted model, not a curated record. NCBI's taxonomy places the organism in Eukaryota, Metazoa, Chordata, Actinopteri, Perciformes, Percidae. The coding region runs from base 142 to 1074 and encodes 310 amino acids.